Messenger RNA from Penicillium manginii, 375 nucleotides. RefSeq lists its product as uncharacterized. Lineage: Eukaryota; Fungi; Ascomycota; Eurotiomycetes; Eurotiales; Aspergillaceae. Bases 1 to 375 code for a protein of 124 amino acids. The transcript has a single exon. The record is from RefSeq and is a predicted model, not a curated record.
AUGGGUGCCGAGGAUAUACCGAUUCUCCUCUGCUCAAAAGCUUCGCGGUGGCAAUUUCGUCGGCGGUACGAACAAGCCGCGUUGAUGGUGAUACAUGCCUGGCAUGACUGGCUGGGUGCUGUUGGCACGCAUGCUUUCUUUAGUCGAGAGCAUCUAUCGCACGCUCUGGGCUUCCUCCCUUUAGCCCUUGAUGAGACCUGCGGUAUCUCCAACGACCGCUCUAUCCGGAUCUUGCAUGUCGUCCAAUGCCGUUUAAGCGCGUCCGGCCGGUUAAAUGACGCUUGGCAAAAGAUGCAUUCGUGUGGGCGCCGUGCGCUCAUGUUAAUAACAGACUGCAUGAUUGAUGAGCGCCACCCUGAAGAAUGUGGAGGUUAA